ACAAUUAUCUACAAUAUAUGGCGUGGUGGCCUGAGCCACCGAGGCGGUGGGGCUCGGCGACACAGCGGAACUCAUCAGACGCGGCGGAGGCAGCUUCUGGGGCGUGGUUUCCAGUCCGUGGUCUUCAUAUUAAGCAUUGGCUGCCUCUCAGCCUCGACGGCCCAAAGAUCCCAAGUCGAUGGCUGCAGCAAAACCCCGAUCAGAGGAGGGAGGCCGAGAAAACUACAAAAAGCUAACACCGGAACAUGACUUUUACCCAAUGCCAAACAAUCAUACAAGCACGCAUCUACACAUCAGGGGCCUAAACCAACGAUAAACCAACGAUCUCCCAUCAGAUAGAAAGACAAGCCUUGGGUAUGGAACCGAUCUUGAGAUUGGCGUAGAGGGGGGUUUACUUGGUCUUUGCGGUGCAGAGCUUCUUGUGGCGCUUGAAGGUUUCUGCUGCUGACCGAGGAUUUUUCCCAUCGUCGAACUCUUGGUCUCGCCGUCUUUUUCCCAUCGCCGCCGCCCUUGCCGAUACAAUAGGGUUGACAAUUCAUUCCAUCCUCUUCGAUCGGCCGCCGGAUAUUUCGGAGACUGGCGAUUCAAGAGAACUUCGAAAAGGGGAGAGAGAGUUACUGCUUUGAGAUUCGUGACAUCCGAAUCCGAUGCCGACGAGCUUUUUUAUAUGCGGUCAUCGGCGGAUGUAACAGACACGACACGGCUGCGAGGAGAAGAGAGGGACCAUAGGGGAAUCCUUUUUGCUGCUGUUGCUCUUCGCUUACGAGAUUUAUCUGUCUCUUGAUCUCCUUGAUUCUUCAGCGUGUAAAAUGAGGCUUCUUUAAUUGAUUUUCAUGAAGUUGCAGAAUAGUAGAGGCAAUGUCAAGGGUGAUCAAGAAGUUCUUUAUUGCAUCGAUGGUCAUGUGGAUAGCUCCAGUAGCUAUAUUAUAUGGGUUUAAUAAUCACAUAUUUCCUGGUACAAGUAAGCUUUCAUCUUCAUCUCAAACACUUGUUAGUGGAUUUCUUGCUGUUAUAUCAGUGAAUCUGGUGAUUGUGCUAUACAUAAUCAUGGCGAUAAAGGAGCCUGGCAGCAAUAUGGAGCACCAGCCUGAUCCUGCAUUCUUAGCGGAAGCUAAAGCUAGCAUUAACCAACCAGCAGCUGUGACACCUGAUGACAAUGCCCAAACUCGGGAGAAAGCAGAAUAAGGAUUCGUGUCCAAGUCAGAUAUGCUUCUCAAACUUAAUUUACAUUCUCACUGCAAGUGAAAGUUUGUGUAAGAUCAUGCAGUAGUAUAUGGCUUCUUUUUCUUCCAUUAGGUCAAAUUCCUUGAGAAAUUUAAUGCAAGUGGCGCCCAGAUGGAGUGGAUUACCUAGAGAAAGACAAACUGUGAACAUGAUGUUGCCUGUAACAUUUUGGUUUGGCAUUGCAAUAACUUAGGACAGUAACAUUGCCAUGUGAUAUUGGUAGUACUUGUGUACCUCAAAACCUUUGUGCAAAUUGUAAUGACAACAUCCAUGUUCAUGCC
Messenger RNA from Musa acuminata AAA Group (dessert banana), 1505 nucleotides. RefSeq lists its product as uncharacterized. The record is from RefSeq and is a predicted model, not a curated record. Gene Ontology annotation, cellular component: endoplasmic reticulum membrane. NCBI's taxonomy places the organism in Eukaryota, Viridiplantae, Streptophyta, Magnoliopsida, Zingiberales, Musaceae. Gene Ontology annotation, biological process: vacuolar proton-transporting V-type ATPase complex assembly. The coding region runs from base 859 to 1185 and encodes 108 amino acids. The transcript has 3 exons.